AUGACGUCACCGCAGCAGCAAGCUGACUGCGGCCUGACGCUGCUGGGGCUGACCGGCGUGGAGGACCGGCUGGCCGACCACGUGCCGCGCUCCAGCAAGCUGACCUGCGGCCUGACGCUGCUGGGGCUGACCGGCGUGGAGGACCGGCUGGCCGACCACGUGCCGCGCUCGCUCGCCAUGCUGCGGACCGCGGGCAUCAAGAUAUGGAUGCUAACAGGCGACAAACUGGAGACAGCGCUAUGCAUCGCACGUUCACUCCACCUGGGCGGCGGGACCAACUGGUUUACAGCCAACACUUGCACCUCGCGGCGUGAUGCGUAUGCCUUACUGCAGGCUCUCACGCAGCAUACCGACGAUAUGGAUCUGAUCAUAGAGGGGGAGACGCUGGAGGAAUGCCUCCGCUCAUACGAAGAAGAGUUCGUAGAAGUGCUACAGCGAUGCAGCGGCGUAGUCGUAGCGCGAUGCUCGCCCACACAGAAGGCGCGCGUAGCACGGCUGCUACGAGCGCGGGGGCUGGUCGUAGCAGCAGUUGGAGACGGAGGAAAUGACGUCGCUAUGAUACAGGAGGCCGAUAUGGGUGAGUACUGCGGCUGUUGGCUCUUAUUAUGACGCGUACUGAAGUGACAAUCGUAGUAAGUAAUAUAGCAGUGCUACAACAGCGGCGUAGUCGUAGCACGGCUGCUACGAGCG
Molecule: messenger RNA, 690 nt
Organism: Ostrinia nubilalis (European corn borer)
Lineage: Eukaryota; Metazoa; Arthropoda; Insecta; Lepidoptera; Crambidae
Product: probable phospholipid-transporting ATPase IIB
Exons: 4
Coding region: 1-609 (202 amino acids)
Biological process (GO): endocytosis; phospholipid translocation; retrograde vesicle-mediated transport, Golgi to endoplasmic reticulum
Cellular component (GO): plasma membrane; trans-Golgi network; endosome
Molecular function (GO): ATPase-coupled intramembrane lipid carrier activity
Source: RefSeq, a predicted model, not a curated record